This is a messenger RNA of Papaver somniferum (opium poppy), 1653 nucleotides long. Its product is annotated as homeobox protein 2-like. The transcript is spliced from 3 exons. The coding region runs from base 78 to 1544 and encodes 488 amino acids. The record is from RefSeq and is a predicted model, not a curated record. Lineage: Eukaryota; Viridiplantae; Streptophyta; Magnoliopsida; Ranunculales; Papaveraceae.
AAUUCAAGUCUUCUUCUUUAAUUUGUCUCUUUCAUUAGAUUUCUCAAGAGAGACACAAAAAACCAGAACAAAAAAAAAUGAAGAGAAGGGGAAACAUGAUGCUUUCAUCUUCUUCAUCAACUAACAGUAUUCAUCGCCAUGAAUCCACAGCAGCAACAACUACUACUAAAACAAAAGCAAAAACUACUAGUAGUACAGUAAACCACAAAAGCAUUGGUUGCAUGUCUGGUAUUUUUCAUCUCGUCUCUAGAUACCAACAUCGCCGUAAACUCCUCACUAACUCUUCCUCAUCUUCAGAGAAACAAGAAAAAUGUAGCAACAACAAGAAAAUCAAUCCUUCGGUACAAGCUCAGUCGUUAAACCCUAAAUCAGAAUCACAACCAGCUAAACCCAAACAAAACCUGGUGUCAGAUCAGAAAACUCCCGCUCCUCUUUCACCUUCACUAACAGAUUCAGAUUUGAAGAGAUUUUCAUUUGAUUCACCAAGAAGUCCAACAAUUCCAUCUGAAAUUCGAUUAUCAGUAAAUGUAAAAUCAAAAUCAAACGUCGAUUCUGAUAACCAAAAUCAACAACGUUCUCCAGCUUUAGUAGCUAGGUUAAUGGGAUUAGAUGAUUUUCCUCCGACGCCAUCAUCAUCAUCAUCACCAUCUGAGAAGCGAAGAAAGCUAAUGGUAGCAUUAGAAAAAUGUGAUGAAGAUCUUAAAACUCUUAAAAACAUCAUCAAUACCAUUCGAUCAACUAAUGACAAUCAUAACCGUACAUCUCCUAUGGUCCCCGGAAUUCAUAGCACAAGUACAGGCGGAGUAAUUAGAAUUGACAGUUCAGAAUUACGAACUGAGAAUGUUAAAGAUCGAGCAACAUCAGAGAUGAUGACGAUGAAAUACAGUACGACAAAGAAUAAGGACUCGUUGUUUGGUGACGAUGGUUCAAUGAACGGUGCAGAUUCGAUGAUGAACGCGAAAAGUUGUUCGGAAUUUAAUAGUAGUGGUGGCAGUAAUAUUAGUGAUGAGGUGAACCAACCAAGUCCUAAUUCAGUUCUUGAACUAAUCUCUUCUCCUCCUUCUCCUCUCCUGCUACCACACCAACAAACCGGUGUUCUCAAUACAGGAGAGAAGUUUAGGAAAAAACUAAGAGAAGAAGGCAAUAGUUUCUCCUUCUUCCAAAGAACAGCAUUUGAAUCCCUACGAAGAAUUUCUGGCAGGAGACUAUCAGGUGAAUUCAGCUCGACAACAUUAACCAACAGAUCACCAUUGUCGCCGACUUCGGCAUUUCAAAAUGAUCGGUCGUCAACUUCGGUAUUUCAAAAUGAUCGGUGCAAGAAAGAAAAAGUGGAGAUUGUAAAUGAAGCCUGUUUAGAUGUGGUGUGCGGAGAAAGAUGGGAAUUAGGUCGGAUAGGAGUUAUUUUAGAAGAUUACAUGUUUAAUGAGUUAAUCCAAGAAACUGUCCGGGAGUUACUUUUAGGAUGCUGUAGUACUUACACUAACAUUCUGUACUCAUCAUCUUCACUUCCCUCUGGGUCAUGCAAGAAAAAACUUUGUUUCUAGUACCGGGUAUCGACGGCUUGCAUGAUGUGUUAGAGAAAAUGGAAAGUUUGUAGAGUCUCUUGUAUUUAUUCAAUUGUUAUUUAGAUAAACUAAUUUCAGCCCUGCUAUU